AUGUCUCAAGGCCUCUCUGCACCAGGGUCGAGUGUCUACUCGUCAGACACCAUGUAUGUCGGGGAUGGGACAUGGGACUCGCAGCGCAACACUUUCCUGUUGCCCAAUUUGCAAGGCCCCAACUUUGAGACAAUGCGAUACAAUGGCAUGGGCAACCGCUUUCGCAGCAUGGUUGGCUACAAGGCUCUCAUCACCGCUCAUGGCGUGCUAGCAGGCGUAACAUUUCUAUUCAUAAUACCUGCAGCUAUUUUCAUGGCCCGCUUCUACCAUCGGAAUCCGCAUACGGCAUUGAAGUUCCAUAUCUGGCUACAGGUACUCGCCGUGCUUCUGUCAACUGCGGCAAUCAUUUGCAGCUUCUUUGCUGUUGGGCUUGAGAGGUCACUCACAAACCCUCAUCAUGGCAUUGGUGUUGCGCUUUACACUCUCGUCAUGGUACAGGCGCUUGGCGGUUCAGUCAUCCACAGGCUAGAAAAGGGCAAGGAGCGCUUCAAGAUCCCCCUCAAGCUCAUGUUCACUGAGUCUUAUCUGAGCGACGAAAAGUACGGUGGUAAUCGCCAAAAGAGUAACACUUGGAGAGACCGUCUCCUGGGAGCUGGAGCCGCAGCUGGAGGUAUCUUCGCCAUGAAAAAGCUCUUCAGUCGCAAGCCAAAACACCCUCCGACUGAGACUGGAAGCGACUUCAGUUACAGCCGUCCACUAGGCCCAUCCGAAGUUACUCAGACCGACAUCUCCAGGCUCGAGGAGGGAAGAGCUCCUGAAUCUCCGGCGAAUCGUCGAGAUGACUGGCGUCGCGAUAACCCCCAAGCAUCAGCAUUGACCGAGAGCUCCAUAGGACGUGGUCCUCGCCCAGCUAGGAGCGCAGGAUCGAUUGACUCUUUCGAUAGCCGAACGAGCCUCAGCGAGGAGACUGAAAUGAGGCCUAGGGACCAUUCGUACGGACUGAAGGAGGGAGUCGCCACACUUGGUGUGUUCGGCUUUCUCAAGCACUCGCUCAGCAGACGCAGUAAGAAGAAGGAGGACGACCAUGUGGAAGAAAUGCGACAACAAGAUCUCGAAGAGGAACGCGUUGCUCGUAUGAAUAGCCAACGUCGCAAAAAGUACACUGGCGACGGAACACCUCGUAAAGGCAACAGACCGCCAUCCACCAUACUUUCCGAGAGCGAUAUGACGGGUAUCACACCAUCAGUGGCGCGUCCUCUCCCCAUGGACUCUACUCUCACCCCCUCGAUCAACCCUGGCGGACGUCCCCCUCGGGCUGGCGUUUACAGUGUCUUGUCGGAUUCUGCAUCGGAAGCUUAUGACUCACCUGGAGGCCGUCACCACAGCCGCCGUCGCACUGGAGACCGACCAAUUAUCCCUGCUGGAACCGCAGCCGCAGCGACAGUUACGUCCAUGGGCUCACCUUCCAAGAAAGAGCGUCGAGGUAGCAGAGACGACGUGGCAUCCCCUCCUGUUUCAGUAAAAGUAAAGAUGCAUAACGAUGGUCGACAUGUAACUCUGCGACGACUGAACGAGGAAGAAGCAGCGGCCGAACGAGAUGCAAGGAGAAGAGAACGUAAGAACAAGGCCCGUGCCGGAAGUGUGAGCUCUCUUAGCGCUGGCGGAGGGGAGCGUUGGCGCAGGACCGAGGCCAUGGAGCGGGCGCAAGCAGAAGAGAUGGCACAGCAAGGUGGCAUUCCGCCGCCUCCGCCAGGCCCUCCUCCAGUGUUCAACCAAGGCCAGAGUUCAGCUCCGGGCCAGACUCUCUUCCCACCUCCACCGAUCCCAGCAGCAGAUACGGUAUUGAGCAGUCCUCCUGGUACUCAGUUUAACGGCACGGAAACAGAUCUUAGCAACUACGAUUCCAACAGGCGUAGACGGAGAGCGGAAAGAGCACAAGCCAAACAGGCCAGGCUAGGGGGUGGAAGUCGUGUCGAGUUCUCUUAA
This is a messenger RNA of Pyrenophora tritici-repentis Pt-1C-BFP, 1926 nucleotides long. NCBI's taxonomy places the organism in Eukaryota, Fungi, Ascomycota, Dothideomycetes, Pleosporales, Pleosporaceae. The record is from RefSeq and is a predicted model, not a curated record.